Molecule: messenger RNA, 1668 nt
Organism: Pectinophora gossypiella (pink bollworm)
Lineage: Eukaryota; Metazoa; Arthropoda; Insecta; Lepidoptera; Gelechiidae
Product: luciferin 4-monooxygenase-like
Exons: 11
Coding region: 1-1668 (555 amino acids)
Biological process (GO): long-chain fatty acid metabolic process; fatty-acyl-CoA biosynthetic process
Molecular function (GO): long-chain fatty acid-CoA ligase activity
Source: RefSeq, a predicted model, not a curated record
AUGCCGGAAGAGAUUACUCAACGCUUAAGUAAAUUGAGAAUAAAAGCAGCUUAUAGAUAUAACAUAACACCGGAAAAAUGUCACAUUGGACAUCUUGUGUUAGAAGGCAUGCUGGAGCAACCUACUGUAGUGUGCCAAAUUGAUGCGGCAACAAACGCCCAAGAAAGUAAUUUAUCAGUGGCAACGAGAAGCAUGCGGCUAGCGAGUGCUAUGAGGAAGUUUGGUCUAAGUCCAGGAGACCCCGUUGUCAUCUCCGGACCCAACCACCUGGACCUCACCAUCCCCUUUUACUCCUGCCACCUUAUGGGUUACUCAUCGUGCACCAUUGACCCAAGUGUUAUUUUAUCUGAUCUGAAAUAUUUAUUCACGAUCAUAAAGCCUAAGUUAAUAGUAUGCCAAAAGGACUGUGUUGAUAAGUACAGAGAAGCUCUAGAGGUCAAUUCACUUCAAUCACGCAUUAUCACUUUUGACGACAAAAGUAAUGAUAUGGAGACCUUUAUUCGCGAAUAUAAUGGCACUGAAUUUCGUUUUGAGCCUGCUACAGAUUUCAAUCCGUCAAAAACUAUAGCAUGGAUGAUGCUGACCAGUGGUACUACAGGGUUACCAAAAGUCGCGCUUAUACCAUACGACACAUUAUUAAAUGGAAUCCAAGAGUGGUGGCUUUUAUCAGGAUCAGACGUGAUCGCCAUGACUAUGGUGUUGACGUCGACGCAGUGGGUGUCCUCACUCAUCUUCUUCAUAUCGACUGCCAUCAGACCCUAUACCAGGCUCCAGUGCUCACAGCCAGUCACUCCGCAACUUAUGGUGCACAUGAUCAAUACUUACAAGCCACAUGCGACUGGGUGGACUCCAUAUAUAAUGUGGCGUUUUAUUCAGGCUGGUUCUAAGGUUGUCGACUUAUCGUGUUUCAAGCAUAUUCUCGUCAGUGGAGCCCCUGUGGAGAAACACAUCAUAGAGCAAUUUCAAAAAGUUUGUAACGCUCGUUUGCACUUAUGUUACGGAAUGACGGAGCUUCUGGUGGUAAUAUUUAAAUAUGAUAUGGAUACGACCCCGUUCGGAUCAGCAGGCAAAACUAUGAGUCAAUAUAAAUACAGACUCAUCGAUGACCAGGGUGAUGAUGUAACAGAGCCCAACAAAAGCGGUGAAUUGUGGGUCAAAGGAGACGCGUUCUUCCAGGGAUAUCUAAACAAUAAGGAAGAGACGAAGACAAUGCUGACUGACGACGGGUGGCUCAAGACUGGAGACAUCUUCUACAGAGACGAGAAUGACUACUACUACUUCGUAGAGAGGAAACGACUUCUGAUCAGAUACCUCACAUACUGGGUUGAUAAUAUUUUCUACUACAUCAUACUAAUACAAUCUGUGGUCUCACCUUUGCAACUGGAGCAAGUAAUCAAGCAACAUCCGUGUGUGUCGGACGCAUGUGUCGUGGGUCUGCCAAACCCACAAACAAUAGAGUAUCCAGUCGCCGCCAUAUUGAAGAAAAAUGGAAAUACUGUCGACCCACAGGCAAUCUUCGACUUAGUCAAACGUGAAUUGCCAGAAGUUAAGCAUCUACACGGAGGGUUGUUCUUCGUAGAGGGAUUCCCGAUGACGCCAUCAGGGAAGGUGCACCGGACUAAAAUUAAGGAGAUGGCGCAAGCAGCAGAAAGAGUGUUUUCUAAGUGA